This is a messenger RNA of Thermothielavioides terrestris NRRL 8126, 2299 nucleotides long. RefSeq lists its product as uncharacterized. NCBI's taxonomy places the organism in Eukaryota, Fungi, Ascomycota, Sordariomycetes, Sordariales, Chaetomiaceae. The transcript has a single exon. The record is from RefSeq and is a predicted model, not a curated record. The coding region runs from base 118 to 2133 and encodes 671 amino acids.
GGAUCACCGCUGAGAACAAACCCACAGUUCAAAGUAAUCACCCUCUCAUUGCGGGUUUGCCUCAUACUUUCAGCUCCUUCUCUCUGCUGGCUCAUAAAGCCAAUGCCGUCGUCCAACAUGGCUACGCAGCGAAAUCCAUUCCAAGCUCUGGUUGACCGCGGAAAGCGCCGCACUCUGGCCGAGAUCGAGGCAGCGACCAGGGGCGCCAACCCCUAUAACGCCAUCCAUAACCGAGCUCCUCGACAGACAACGAGACAGGCCAGACUUUCAAAAUGGAUCUCAGAUCAGCGGGUCCUUCUUGCCGAGGAGGACCUGAUUGUUCUGGACAACCCUAGCCCUGCUCAGUCCAGCCGAUGCAUGUCAGCCUCCGCUCGCAGCCGUGGCAACGAGACAACCAGCCAGCGGCCUCACAGUCAAGCUGCUUGCCCUGGCGCACUUGUCAGGCCGUCCAGCACGCUCCCGCACACUCCCCCCUCGUCCUCUCGCUUCCCACUCGAUGGUCUGAAGCGCAAAGCGUCCUGUUUAGACGACAACGACGACGAUGUCAUCAUCGUCCACCCGCCGCCCGCUAGUUCGCGACGCGGUUCACGCACCACAACGGUCAUAGACCUGACGAAACACAAUUGUCCCAAGCGUCAGUCGUCCUUCCUCGGCAACCACGACGACGACGUCAUCAUCAUCGAUCCACCAGCCGCCGAAAUGCGUCGUGCGUUGCGGCCACUCCUUCUCGGGACGCCGAAGGACGGGACCAUUCGCCCCGCAAAGAGACCGAAGCAACCGAACCAGCAACAGACGAACCUGACGUCCGCUCGGAGACGAGGACGGUGCAACGCCGGACCGACCGCACCCAAGACUAACGCGCUGUCGGCAAGCGCAACCGACGCAACGGUGGUUGUCGCGAACCCGGCUGAAACGGGCACAGAAGAGGUGUCGGUCGUGCUGCAAAGCGUCGAGUCGGUGACUCACUUGUUCACACUGGCCACCGAGAUCCGGGACGAAAUUUAUCGACAUCUGCUCGUCUCAACGAAGCCCAUCCACGUCCAGAACCUUUGGACCGAGACAGCCCGUCGUCCUAGUCGGCGAGGGGCCGGGGAUGAUUGCGCAAACACCACCAUUGAUACGCGAAUUCUCAGUGUAUGCCGUCAAACCGCCGUGGAAGGUACACGCAUCCUGUACUCGGAGAACUGCUUCCUUUACCUGCUUCGAGACGAGGUCUCCAAGGGGCGACGAAGCCAACGGUUUGCCGACAGCGGCCGAAAGAUCAACCUAGCCAAGUAUGGCCACCUCAUCCGACACAUGGCCAUCGAACUGGAGCCGAACCGCACGGAAGCUUCGUACGAGUCACUAAUGGCUGAUGCCCUCGCGACUCUGGCACCUGGGCCUACCACUGGGAAGAUAACCCCUGAUUGUUCAAUCCAUUUGCACACUCUGACGGUUACUGUGUCGCCGUUGCUCCAGGCGAGUCACCGCACCUUGCGAGGCCCCGGUUUGGGCAACCAAGGCAUGAUUGUUCAUGAGGGCCGUUUCCUCAGCGUGGUUAGCUUUUUCAGUAGGGGCGCGCCUGUUCUCAAGGCGCUCCAACGCAUCAACGCCGAUUUCUUGCGCAUAAACGUCCACGUAAACUCGGAUAUCAAGACCGGCACCUCGAGCAACGAGUCCGGAGACGAGGCAGACUCUGAGUCCGACGGGGAGGUUUCCGACACCGCAUCUCGGCGCCCCAAGAAGCGCCACCUCGAGACCACCAUCGACUUGCGCUGCCUCCCUCGCCGCAUGGAAGCUCUCAGCCGGGAGGACCCUCUUGGUAACCUCUGGGCGAACGAUGCCCUCAUGCAAGCAAGGCGCCACGAUCAAGGCGCCAAAGCAAACAAUACUCUGGUUAACCUUCGCUUGCACAUCGAGCAGGCCUGUCUGGAGCCUGAAAAGGCGCUGCGCGGCGGUGUGUGGGAGGAUCACGCUGCAGCAGAGCGUCGGCGCCGGGAGAAAAAGGCCAAGGAGGCAGCGCGGCUCGAUGGCGAUGCGUGGGAUGUCAAGGAUGAUAGGCAGGGCUUGGACCGUUGGAUCUCGAGGGGGAUGAGGUCGUUGAUCAUAUCGAUUGACCGGGUUGGAGGGGAACUGCGGGCUUAUCGGCCUUGACCAGAGCCAAGGUGCAUUGCCGGGGCAGAAUGCCGUGGAGGUAGGAAUGAGGCUGGGGUGGAGAACCUGGAAUGGGGUUUGCUGGAGUUUGGAAUCGGCGAAGAAGGCCGAAUGGUUUGCGUUCGGGGCGUUGGGCAUGGGCUCGGGCCGGGCGAACCUUCAGCAU